Eremothecium gossypii ATCC 10895 is the source of this 1557-nucleotide messenger RNA. RefSeq names its product snoRNA-binding rRNA-processing protein UTP15 (gene UTP15). Gene Ontology annotation, biological process: positive regulation of transcription by RNA polymerase I; rRNA processing. Gene Ontology annotation, molecular function: protein binding. The record is from RefSeq and is marked provisional. The transcript has a single exon. Lineage: Eukaryota; Fungi; Ascomycota; Saccharomycetes; Saccharomycetales; Saccharomycetaceae. Gene Ontology annotation, cellular component: nucleolus. The coding region runs from base 1 to 1557 and encodes 518 amino acids.
AUGUCCUCUGCAGUACCUAGGGUUACUCCGCUGAAAAAUCCUGUACUGCCGCUGCAGACUACACCCGAGCAGCGGUAUUGGCGGCAGUAUUCAUCAACACAGUUGGUAAAAGAGCAUAAUGCAGUGACGCAUAUAGAGUUCAACCCGCAGCACCCACACGAUUUUGCAGUUACAUCUUCCACGCGUGUACAGCUGUUUUCCUCCCGGACGCGGCAAGUGAUCAAGACCUUCUCGCGGUUCAAGGACGUGGUCUACAGCUCGUCGUUCCGGCCGGAUGGCAAGCUGCUUGCAGCGGGUGAUGCCACAGGGCUGGUGUCUGUGUACGACAGCUACAACCCCCGGAAUCUGCUUGUGUCUAUCAAGGCUUCGACGCAUCCGGCGCACGUCACUAAGUUCCACCCGCUGGACAAACAGACUCUAGUGACGGCGACGGACGAUCGUGUGGUGCGGGUGUGGGACAUCUCCCAUGCAUAUGAGCCGACUCUGGAGCUGCUGGGAGCGUCUGACUAUGUGCGUUCCGUGUGCUUCGUGCCAGGAGCGCCACAUAUGGUUGUCUCGGGAUGCUACGACGGCGUGGUACGGCUGCAUGACACGCGGACGCGCUCCGCACAGCCCGUCACGCAGCUCAAUCACGGGAUGUCUGUGGAAGACAUAGUUGCAAUCUCUCCCACUCAGCUGGUGUCGUGUGGCGGUAGUAAGUUCAAGGUAUGGGACCUCACUGGAAACAAGCUAUUGCACGAGCGCGGCAACUUUGCCAAGACUGUUACCUGUCUCGACUACGUGAACAUGCCAGAUGGCGGUGCGAUGAACUCUUGCUUGCUUGCAUCAUCUCUCGAUGGCCAUGUCAAGGUGUUUGAUCCAUUAGACGGUUACAGAGUGAAGUUUGGUUGGAAGUUCAGCAGCGCAGUAUUGAGCUGUGCCAUCUCUCCCGGCGACGCGCAAGGGAACAAGCAUCUAGUAGCCGGCCUGUCAUCUGGUCUACUAGCCAUAAGGACAAAUAAGAAGACCCGUGAACCAAAGGGUGAUAGCGAUGCGCAGGACACGGAGACUGCCAUUAUGGGCAAGGAACGCAAGAGUAACAACUUUCAACGGAUGAUGCGUGGUUCUGAAUACAAAGGCGACCAAGAGCAUAUCAUACAUAAUGACAAGCCACGACAGCAACCCAGACUACGUUUAUUCGAAAAGAAACUGAACCAAUUCAAAUGGGCCGAGGCCCUUGACAGCGCCUUUGUUCCAGGGAUGGCGAAGGAGCUGACGCUGACUGUUCUACAAGAACUCCGCAAACGGGGGAAGAUUCGGGUCGCACUAUAUGACAGAGACGAGACCUCUCUCGAGCCGCUACUAAAUUGGUGUCUAAAAGGCUUAGAAGAUACCAGGAGCGCUCCUGUUGUUGCUGAUUGGAUAGCAGUCGUGCUUGAAAUGUACGCGACAAUAAUUGAGCGCUCACCUGUGUUGGAAGAAAUGGUCGUGGCGCUAAGGAAUAAAGUAAGACAGGAGAUUCACAAGUGCAAAGAAGCACAAAAGAUCCAAGGUAUGCUCCAAAUAUUAACCAAUUAA